AUGGUUGAAUUAUAUUUAAAAAUAAUAUAUUUUUUAUUAUUACCUAUAAUAAGAAAUUCAAAUAUAAGAAUAAACUUUAUAAAAUAUNUUAUAAACAAUUUAUAUUUGUUUAGUUUUGAUGGGAAUUUUGUCAAUAAUGUAGCUAAUGGUAUAGGCAAAUUUGUGAAUUCUCGUAAAGAAGUGAGAGGAUUUUGGCUUAAUAAUAAAUUGAUUGGAGAAGGUACAGAAAUAAGAAAAAAUGGAACAAUUUAUGUGGGACAAUUUUAAGAUGGCAAAAUUCAUGGUUAAGGUAAAUUUGAAUUUGCUAAUGGGUGUGUAUAUAAGGGGAAUGUGUAUAAGGGAAAGAUGCAUGGCAAUGGAGAACUUAUUUUUAAUGACAAUACUAGAUAUGUUGGUGAAUUUAGAAACAAUUGCAUAUAAGGAAGUGGAAUUUAUGAAGCCAGUAUUCCUAUUUAAGGUUGGGUAAGAAUUAAAAUUUAAAUUUAAGUUUCAUUCAAAAUAUGAACAUUAAACUAUGUUUCUGUAUUUUUUCAGAUAAGAAACACCAGUCUUAAUUGAUAACCAAGAUUGUGCUCUAAUUUAAAAAUAAUUAAGUACAUUUUUUGAUUGA
Molecule: messenger RNA, 610 nt
Organism: Paramecium pentaurelia
Lineage: Eukaryota; Ciliophora; Oligohymenophorea; Peniculida; Parameciidae
Source: the annotation of a GenBank genome assembly